This is a messenger RNA of Phycomyces blakesleeanus NRRL 1555(-), 480 nucleotides long. RefSeq lists its product as hypothetical. Bases 1 to 480 code for a protein of 159 amino acids. The record is from RefSeq and is a predicted model, not a curated record. The transcript has 2 exons. Lineage: Eukaryota; Fungi; Mucoromycota; Mucoromycetes; Mucorales; Phycomycetaceae.
AUGGAUAUGAUUCUGGAAACGAAGCUUUUAUAUAAAACACAAAAUAACAAUGAGACCUUCAAUUUGGAUCAUUGUUAUGCAGUUUUGGCAAAAGCACCCAAGUGGAUUAGUCGCUUAGAAGGCUCCUCAAGAAUACAAAAAGCCACAAAUGAACAGUUACUGGCGGCCAGGGCUGGGCAAAGUUCAGAGGAAGAGGAUGGCAGGCUCAUAUGUCGCGCACAAAGCAAUACCAUCAACCAAAGGAAGAGAACGAUUGAGGACGCUCUUUUUGAUCUGAUCGAUAACCAAAAGAGAUCCCGGGUCUCUGACAACAUGAAGGCCAAAUUCCUCCAGGAUAUGCUCGAUUUUAAGUAUAUGACGGUUGACACGGAAACAAUCACGGACCCAACUAGACGUCGUUUCUUUUUGCUGAAGCAAGGGUUAGCCCUUCGCCGUGCAGAAAAAGAUGCCGAAGAAACAGAGGAUGAAGAUGAUCUUUAA